This is a messenger RNA of Colletotrichum phormii, 1587 nucleotides long. RefSeq lists its product as uncharacterized. The record is from RefSeq and is a predicted model, not a curated record. NCBI's taxonomy places the organism in Eukaryota, Fungi, Ascomycota, Sordariomycetes, Glomerellales, Glomerellaceae. The transcript has 4 exons. Gene Ontology annotation, biological process: regulation of DNA-templated transcription. Gene Ontology annotation, molecular function: zinc ion binding; DNA-binding transcription factor activity, RNA polymerase II-specific. The coding region runs from base 34 to 1545 and encodes 503 amino acids.
CAGACAAUUCAUGUCUUUGAAGUUUCCUUCGAGAUGACGUUGGCUACCAGUCGAAAGAAAUCUUGCGUUCUAUGCCGAACCAGUAAAGCGCGGUGUUCGCUCGGAACACCAUGCCGGCGGUGCGAGGAAAGGGAUUUGAGGUGCAGAUACGACCACGUACCGAAGCAAUCAGCUGGAUACAGGUCUUUACGUCCGGUCCAGUCAAUCACUGACCGUAGUCUUCACGGAACGCUUGUUCAGUUGCCCAUUGGCACGGAGUCACAGGUUCGCGCCGCGGGCGAGCAAGUAAGCUUGCUUCCGGAGGACCACUCGCUUCCCGACCGGGAACCAUCAAUGGACUGGACGAAUCUCUUAUCGACAGAGACUGUAGAGAUUGCUGUAGACUCUGAGCUUAGUCUUCAGAGCCAACUCCUAGAUCCGGCCCCUUUCUCCUUGAGCUUCGACUUGCCUCAACAACGCCAGACGGUGCUUGACGGCGUUGGAGUUCCGUGGCAGCGAAGUAGCUCGCACCUAUUCAUACCGGAGGACCUUGUUGCUUUGGGCGCCAUGGAAGAUCCAGCUUAUGAAGAUCACGAAACCCCCUCAAGUGAAAUCCAGUUGCACAGGGCUUUCAGGGACUGCCCGGCAAGGAAAGUCCGACCAUUCUAUCAAGACAAACCCCUCGCCCCACGAAUCACUAAAACCGUGGCAACAUGUUUCACAGCCAGAGUGCUCCUCGGCCAGAUACUGUGUUAUCCGAUUAUGAUGGUCAAGGGUGGUCGGCUGCCGCCUUUCAUUUUCCCACCCUGUGUCAUCGACGGAUCGGCGUCAACAACUCGGUGUUGCGGCAAGAAGCUUCACCAGUGCCUUCCAGAACCGCUAGCCAUCUGUUGCAACCUCGUUCAAAGCUUCGAUCAGAGGACUCCAGGAAGUGCUGCUUUUGUGUGGAGGAGUAUCUACAGUGAAGUAGGCAGGAUCAGGCGUGAGCAUUCUUCCUAUGACUGCGAACAACUGUUACAAGCUCUCCAGGCCGUGGUCAUAUAUCUGCUGCUCCAAGCAAAUGACCUCCAAUCAAUACCAGAACACGACAUCAAAGCGCUACUAGUAGUGCCCAAUCUGUUAGCCAGAUCGCUGCACAUGACACUAGAUUACGAGCUCGACCUGGCCAAGAGGCUCAAGUUGGACCGUCGAGGCUGGGUCCUCCGCGAGAGUACCAGGAGGACAAUCUGCCUUUUAUUUGGCAUUGAGCUUUUGAUGGACGUAGACCUGAACGCCGAGGAACCGGCGGACUGCGGUGGCUAUAGUCUCUUGCCACUGCCCUCGGGGAGAGAUCUAUGGGAGGCUGUGUCUGGUGAUGAGUGGACUGCAAGAUACAGGAGGAUACGAGCCGAGUCUGACGAUGAAAAGGUCCUGAGCAUCCAGGACCUUCGAAAGGCUAGACGGGCUCUGGGAGUGGACUCUGGAGAUCGAAGCCAGGAGGAACAUCUUGUGUCUCGAGUCGCAAAGUGGUGCGAGGGUCUCGAUGAGUUUGGAAUGAUGGUUUGGAUGGCUGUCAUGCUAGAGUGACUGUAUGGAAAUUCGCAUUACCGUAUGUCAGAGUACAUGCUU